Messenger RNA from Camelina sativa (false flax), 3019 nucleotides. Its product is annotated as putative serine/threonine-protein kinase At1g54610. NCBI's taxonomy places the organism in Eukaryota, Viridiplantae, Streptophyta, Magnoliopsida, Brassicales, Brassicaceae. Gene Ontology annotation, cellular component: nucleus; cyclin-dependent protein kinase holoenzyme complex. Gene Ontology annotation, molecular function: ATP binding; RNA polymerase II CTD heptapeptide repeat kinase activity. The record is from RefSeq and is a predicted model, not a curated record. Gene Ontology annotation, biological process: positive regulation of transcription elongation by RNA polymerase II; protein phosphorylation.
UAAAAGAGAAUGCCAUGGAACAACAAGGGCGGCUAAGUUAGUUAUAAUCGAUCGAUCGAUGAUUGUGACUCACUGUACGUAAGCGUUUAAUCAGUCAAAAUCCAAAAAUCUCUCAACUUUGCUUUUACAUUCCUUUGAUUCAACGCUUUAGGCUAAAGUCAAUCAUCCUGAAUUUCCAUUAAAUUUCACUAAUUUGCGCCGAAAGUUUUGAUUUUUUUCCGGUGAGAAUCACUCUGUUUACUUGUUCUGAGGAUUUCAGUCUCUGGUCUUCUGGAGAAAGAAAAAAAACACGAUCUUUGUUUUUUGGUGAACUGGGGUUUGCCGUUGAAGUGUUUUGGUGUCUUCAUUAAGUGUUGAUUUGUUCUGAGUAGAUUGAAAUUAGGGUUUUAGAUUUCAGGGGGUGUUGGAUUGUGAAUAAAGGUUACGUUUUUGCUUUUGAUUGGUUAUGUAUGUAUGUUUAUGUUGUUUAGAUUCAUCUUUUAGUGCUUAGAAUGGGUUGUGUAAGUUCUAGGCAUAGGCCUUUUAGAAGAAAGUCGUCAACACUCAAUGAGUUACCUGUGGAGAAACCUCCUUCCUCGCGGAUUGAUUCGUCGAGGAUAGAGGAGUGGAUCCAACCGGCAGAUGGGUUUGAUAGAUCCAGUAGCAAGGGAGAUGCCAAUGUUAGGUUAUUUAGUUCAGGUAGGUUUCAUGAUGAUGAUCAGAUUGGGAAGAUUUUGGAGUAUCCUGAGACGGUUGGUCGUAUGGAUCGAGUUGUUCAUGAUCAGGAAUUGAGAAGGGCGUCUAGUGCUGUUGCAGACCCGGAUUUGGAGAUUGAUUCAAACGUUAUGAAGCAUAAGCCAGAAAGAUGGAAUAGCAGGGUUUCUAAAGUUUCUAGUCAGUUUUCUGAUCAUCUUCUGAUUGAGAGGGAACCAGAGAAACCUGGGAUUGAAGCCUCGGUUCUAGCAGUUCCUCGGGAACUGAAGAGGGACCCGAACUUUGUUGGCCCAAAUGAUGCAGAGAGGAAGCAAGUGGCUGCAGGAUGGCCGACUUGGCUGGUCACCGUUGCAGGUGAGGCACUAGUGGGUUGGACUCCACGCCGAGCAAAUACUUUUGAGAAGCUGGAGAAAAUUGGUCAAGGAACAUAUAGCAAUGUGUAUAGAGCUCGUGAUCUUCUUCAUAACAAGAUCGUUGCGUUAAAAAAGGUCCGAUUUGAUCUUAACGAUAUGGAAAGUGUUAAGUUUAUGGCAAGAGAGAUCAUAGUAAUGAGACGGCUUGAUCAUCCUAAUGUCCUGAAACUGGAAGGGUUGAUCACUGCCCCUGUUUCAUCGUCCCUCUACUUAGUUUUCGAGUAUAUGGAUCAUGAUCUCUUAGGACUUUCUUCGCUACCCGGUGUCAAGUUUUCAGAGCCUCAGGUUAAGUGUUACAUGCGACAACUUCUAAGUGGGCUUGAACAUUGUCACAGCCGCGGUGUUCUUCAUCGUGAUAUUAAGGGCUCAAAUCUACUGAUUGACAGUAAAGGAGUCUUGAAGAUUGCAGAUUUUGGGUUAGCCACAUUUUACGACCCUGCAAAAAGUGUUCCAUUGACUAGCCAUGUUGUCACUCUUUGGUACCGGCCACCAGAACUUUUGCUUGGAGCCACUCAUUAUGGUGUUGGGGUUGAUCUAUGGAGCACAGGUUGCAUCUUAGGUGAAUUAUAUGCUGGUAGACCGAUCCUCCCUGGAAAAACCGAGGUAGAACAAUUGCAUAAAAUCUUCAAGCUUUGUGGUUCACCAACAGAAAAUUACUGGAGAAAACAGAAGUUAUCGUCUUCAGCUGGAUUCAUAACCACAAUUCCUUAUAGACGUAAAGUAUCAGAGAUGUUUAAGGACUUUCCUGCAAGUGUUCUUUCGCUUUUAGAGACUUUACUCUCCAUAGAUCCUGAUCACCGGAGCUCUGCUGAUUGUGCCCUUGAGAGUGAGUACUUCAAAACCAAACCAUUUGCUUGCGAUCCAUCGCACUUACCGAAGUAUCCUCCUAGUAAAGAGAUUGAUACUAAAAUGCGGGAUGAAGCAAAAAGGCAACAACCAACGAGGGCGGAUAAACAAGAACGGCAAAACUCUAUGACGAGAAGAUCACACGAAAGAAAACUUGUCCCACCGAUCAGAGAAAAUCACUCUCUAUCAAUGACAAUGGAGAAACAAUAUCAAGAUUUGAGAAGCAGAAACGAUAGUUUCAAGUCGUUUAAAGAGGAGAGGACUCUUCAUGGCCCAGUUGCUGAUUUUUUAAAUAUGCAAACCAGAAACAAUCAAACUGGUGGGAGGAUUUCACACUCAGGUCCACUGAUGAGCAACAGGAAUAUGGCUAAGUCAACGAUGCAUGUGAAGGAGAAUGCACUUCCUAGAUACAAUCCAGCUAGAGUAAACCAGAAGAUGUUAUCGGGAUCAGUCUCCUCCAAAGCAUUAUUAGGGCGACAAGAUCAACCAGUCUUGAAUCAAAGAAGAAGAGAUCGACGAGCGUACAAUAGAGCUGAUAAUAUGGAUAGUAGACCUAUGACUGCACCAAUUGAAGACCCUUCUUGGUAUACUCCUCGUGACAGCAAGAUUUACAUGUCAGGACCAUUGUUGGCUCAGCCAAGAAGAGUGGACCAGAAGCUUGAAGAACAUGAUCGGCAACUUCAGCAAUUCAACAGACAAGCACAAACGACACGCCAAGGCCGAACUCGCAAUUGGUAGAGCAAAAUUAUGUAUCAAAGAAUCAAUUUUUGUCUAACUUGCACCGCACCAAAGAACUAGUCGGGACAGAUUGGUCAAAAAAAAUGGUGUUGGUUUUCAUAGAUUGGGAUGAUAGGUUCUAGUUCUACUUACGGCUUAAGCCGCGAUUUGUUGAUUAGAGUGCUGUAUUUAUUAGAGUCACCAUAGAGGUUGAUCAGUGUACAUUAUAUUAUACGGAAUCUCUCCUUUACAUUCGUUAUACUGUAUUAAUUUGUUCUUUAUCUGUGUACAUUUUAUACGUAAUCUCUACUUUACAUUUGUUAUAUUGUAAUGGUGAGACGUUUGAUGUA